Paramuricea clavata is the source of this 2144-nucleotide messenger RNA. The record is from the annotation of a GenBank genome assembly. NCBI's taxonomy places the organism in Eukaryota, Metazoa, Cnidaria, Anthozoa, Malacalcyonacea, Plexauridae.
AUCAAUGUACCACGACGUCGAACUCCGAAUUCAAAGAAUUUAACGAUGUUCUUUUGCUUACAGUGGACAACACGGAGUUUAACGAAGCGCAAAAAAUAUUAGAAAAUGUCAAAAUUCCCAGCAAGAAAGACGAAAGUGAGAAGAACCGUUGCUUUGGAGAAAUCGGUAGAAAUAAAGUUACGCUCUUGAAUGUUACAAACUUCGACAAGACCGGCGCUUCGUCAGCUCAUGACGUUCUGGUUUAUGAAACAAUCCAAGAACUUAAACCGAAAGCUAUUGUUAGUCUGGGAGUUUGCGAUGGUGUAAGGAAAGAAGCACAUUUCCUUGGUGAUGUCGUGGUGUCAUCACAAGUUUACUUUCUUGAACAACAGGAUGACGGUUUGUCGAAUUUUGAUCGUACACCGUAUGACUGCAAUUUGGGAUUGGUGCAUUUGUUCGAUCAUGGGAAAUUUGCGUGGGUUGGUCCUUGUGAAAAUGUGGUAGUUCCAAAAGUCCAUAUUGGUCUGUUUACGACAGGUUUACAAGAUGGCGACAACAAAAAGAGAGAUUCGCACAAAGCCGGAACCAUUGGAGUAGACACAGCGUCAAAAAGUAGGUUUACUAAUGCGAGCGAUCGGAAUAAUUUCCUCGUAAAACUGGAAAAAUAAACAAAAACUGUUUGCUAAAUUUAAUCUUGUCAUUUAUCAAAAUUUAAUGCGUGGAGAAAAUGGUUGUGCAGUUUGUGCAGUAAGAAUAAUUAAAUAGACAGGGUCUAAUGAAAAGACACAACCAAUUUCAUAACUAAUAUCAUUUUAGUCAAUUUAUUCAUUUCAUCUUGGUAAAAACACUGCCGAUUAAAGAUUAAUUCGGAUGAAUACGAGCCCGCGUCCAUUUCGCACGGUCACGUGAGUGCAGAAAUUUUAAACACAAAAUCUGAAUAAACAACGCGAAAAUUAAUAUUGUUUGAGUUCAGCCUAGUCCCAGUCGUUCUGAAGGAAACACGAGAAUUAAAUCGCGGAUAUAGUAUGAGACUGGGACCUAAGGUGCAACACACCCAGGCAUAAAACUUUAAUAGAGUAAAACUUAUUUAUAAAACAUAUCAAAGCAGCGUUCAGCGUGAGAGCCUGGGACUAGGCUGGUUUGAGUUCUUAUUUAUGCUCAAAUACAGAAGACAUGGAACGGUAAUAAAGAUUAUUUGCAGUUUUUAUAGGUAUGAAUUGAAAAUUAAUGUCAGAAAUUACUCUCAAAAUUGAAAUUACUUUCGUUCAACGCACUCGCGGUAUUAUAAAUAUUUCGCCAAACACGCGUUAUUUACACUAUUCAAAAACACAUUUUCAAAUAUUCAAGAUGCCAGUGCCUAGACAGGGAACGAAUCUUCAAGUAUCUGAUGACCAAGGCUCUAACCAGAGGCUCGUGGAGAGCUAAAGCUCGUCAGAAAGUUAACAGAAACUUGUCUCCUUAUCGGGCUAACGCUCUCGUAUGUAAGACAUGAAAGCCUUCGAGUUCCAAUCUUUCCCUAGAAAAGUCAAGGAUUAUAACCUCAAUUUUAUCGUUUUAAGGUGUAUAUGCAACUUGUCAGAACUCCGGAGUACCGUGGCUGUCCUGUAAAUCUAUUGCAAAAUGGGCAAAUGAUGAAUGUCAAAAUUUGACUUGGUGCCAAUUUGGUGCGGCAGUUUCAGCUUCUUACGUUCAACACGUGCUGAAGAGAUUUUAUAUUCCAGACGAAGUUCAAGGUAUGUACACGGUCACCAAAUUUUUCAGUAGAGAAUAAUAUACGCAAAAACACCCUGAGUAAAAGUUUCCUUGCAGUUAGUUUAAAAUUAACUCUGCUUGAGUUCACGUAAUGUUCCUGGAUGAACUCCCUGUUCAAUUUAACCACGGUCCACGUUAAUUUGAUCACUAUUGUUGCUAACUUAACCAAGACUCCUGGCUCAUUUAACAAGGUUCUUUGGUUUAAUUAACCGGAUCAUGUUAGGCUAAGUGGAUUCCUAACACAUGUUUAAUACAUGCAAGCAUAUAACCUGGUAGAAUCAACUAGCGACCCAGGUUAACCAGGGUGUUUUUAGAAUGUACAUGGAUGUGUGGAAAUAUGAAAUUGAUUCGGAGUGUUGACCAGAAUAGCUUUGUCAACACGAGAAAUAAAUUUUGUAUUUCCGAGCGUCCAU